GCCCUCCCCUCCCCUCCGCCCGCCCGCCCGCCGCCGCCUCCGAGCCGCAGCGGUCGGACGUACAGUCUGAGCGGGGGCGCGGCGGCGACGGCGACGGCGACGGCUGGGGAGUGGCGGUGGGCUCGGCGGGGAUCGCGCCGCCGCCCCCGAGAGUUCCCCCCACGUUCCCCGCGGCUCGCUGCCGCCCCCGCCGGCGCCGAGAGGCCGGCCCGGGCCCGACUCCCUCACGGGGCCCCCGGCGGCGGCGGCGGCGGCUUCAGCGGAGCCCACCGCUGGGGCCCCGAUGAGUAACUCCCGGAACAACCGGGUGAUGGUGGAAGGGGUCGGGGCGCGGGUAGUGCGCGGCCCGGACUGGAAAUGGGGGAAGCAGGACGGCGGCGAGGGCCAUGUGGGCACGGUCCGGAGCUUCGAGAGCCCCGAGGAGGUGGUGGUGGUGUGGGACAACGGCACCGCCGCCAACUACCGCUGCUCGGGGGCCUACGACCUGCGCAUCCUGGACAGCGCGCCCACGGGCAUUAAGCAUGAUGGGACCAUGUGUGAUACCUGCCGCCAGCAACCAAUCAUUGGCAUUCGAUGGAAGUGUGCAGAGUGUACAAAUUAUGAUUUGUGCACAGUUUGUUAUCAUGGAGAUAAGCAUCACUUAAGGCAUCGCUUCUAUAGAAUUACUACACCUGGAAGUGAGCGGGUUCUAUUAGAAUCUCGCAGAAAAUCUAAGAAGAUUACAGCCAGAGGGAUCUUUGCAGGUGCCAGAGUGGUACGAGGAGUAGACUGGCAAUGGGAAGAUCAGGAUGGAGGAAAUGGACGUAGGGGGAAGGUAACAGAAAUCCAAGACUGGAGUGCAUCAAGCCCACAUAGCGCAGCAUAUGUUCUCUGGGAUAAUGGUGCUAAGAACCUUUACAGAGUUGGCUUUGAGGGCAUGUCUGAUCUGAAGUGUGUCCAGGAUGCCAAAGGAGGUUCUUUCUACAGAGAUCACUGCCCUGUGCUAGGUGAGCAGAAUGGCAACAGAAAUCCUGGUGGGUUGCAGAUUGGUGACCUGGUAAAUAUAGACCUUGACCUAGAAAUUGUACAGUCUUUGCAGCAUGGUCAUGGAGGAUGGACUGAUGGCAUGUUUGAGACUUUAACUACAACUGGAACUGUUUGUGGCAUUGAUGAAGAUCAUGACAUUGUAGUACAGUAUCCGAGUGGCAAUAGGUGGACCUUCAAUCCUGCUGUUCUCACUAAAGCAAACAUUGUCCGAAGUGGGGAUGCUGCUCAAGGUGCAGAAGGAGGCACCUCACAGUUUCAAGUGGGUGAUCUUGUACAAGUUUGUUAUGAUCUGGAAAGAAUUAAGCUUCUGCAAAGAGGACAUGGAGAAUGGGCUGAAGCUAUGCUCCCAACUUUAGGUAAAGUUGGCCGAGUACAACAGAUUUAUUCAGACAGCGAUUUAAAGGUGGAAGUUUGUGGCACAUCCUGGACAUAUAAUCCAGCAGCAGUUUCCAAGGUGGCAUCUGCAGGAUCAGCCAUUAGCAAUGCAUCUGGUGAAAGACUUUCCCAACUCUUGAAGAAAUUAUUUGAAACCCAAGAAUCUGGUGACCUCAAUGAAGAAUUAGUUAAGGCUGCUGCCAAUGGAGAUGUUGCUAAAGUGGAAGAUUUGCUAAAAAGACCAGAUGUGGAUGUAAAUGGACAAUGUGCUGGCCACACUGCUAUGCAAGCUGCUAGUCAGAAUGGACAUGUUGAUAUUUUGAAGUUACUUUUGAAACAAAAUGUGGAUGUAGAAGCAGAGGACAAGGAUGGAGAUAGAGCCGUUCACCAUGCAGCUUUUGGAGAUGAAGGUGCUGUUAUAGAAGUAUUACAUCGAGGCAGUGCAGACUUGAAUGCUCGCAACAAACGCCGACAGACACCACUUCAUAUUGCUGUCAAUAAAGGUCAUCUUCAAGUUGUAAAGACUUUAUUGGACUUUGGUUGUCAUCCAAGUCUUCAGGAUUCUGAAGGUGAUACUCCUCUUCACGAUGCAAUAAGUAAGAAACGCGAUGACAUCUUGGCAGUCCUUCUGGAAGCUGGGGCGGAUGUCACCAUUACAAACAAUAAUGGAUUUAAUGCCCUGCACCAUGCUGCACUAAGAGGAAAUCCCAGUGCAAUGCGUGUUUUACUAUCUAAAUUACCAAGACCAUGGAUUGUGGAUGAGAAGAAAGAUGAUGGUUAUACUGCCUUGCAUCUGGCUGCCCUUAAUAAUCACGUGGAAGUGGCUGAAUUAUUGGUACAUCAGGGUAAUGCAAACCUGGAUAUCCAGAAUGUGAACCAACAAACGGCCCUCCAUCUUGCUGUUGAACGACAGCACACCCAGAUUGUUAGGCUUUUGGUCCGUGCAGGUGCCAAAUUAGAUAUUCAGGAUAAGGAUGGGGAUACUCCUUUGCAUGAAGCUCUGAGGCACCACACCUUGUCUCAGCUACGUCAGCUCCAGGAUAUGCAAGAUGUGGGCAAGGUCGAUGCUGCCUGGGAGCCAUCCAAAAACACUUUAAUAAUGGGACUUGGUACCCAGGGGGCAGAGAAGAAGAGUGCAGCAUCUAUUGCCUGUUUCUUGGCUGCUAAUGGUGCUGACCUUAGCAUUCGAAAUAAGAAGGGUCAAUCACCACUUGAUCUCUGUCCUGAUCCAAGUCUCUGCAAAGCACUGGCAAAAUGUCAUAAAGAAAAAGUCAGUGGUCAAGUGGGUUCUCGAAGUCCUUCUAUGAUUAGUAAUGAUUCUGAAACCUUAGAAGAGUGUAUGGUGUGCUCAGAUAUGAAGAGAGAUACUCUUUUUGGCCCAUGUGGACAUAUUGCUACCUGUUCUUUAUGUUCUCCACGAGUCAAGAAAUGCCUCAUCUGUAAAGAACAAGUUCAAUCUAGGACAAAGAUUGAAGAAUGUGUGGUAUGCUCAGACAAGAAAGCAGCUGUUCUUUUUCAACCAUGUGGACACAUGUGUGCUUGUGAGAACUGUGCUAACCUGAUGAAAAAGUGUGUGCAGUGUCGGGCAGUGGUUGAGCGAAGACUGCCUUUUAUUAUGUGUUGUGGAGGUAAAAGUUCAGAAGAUACCACUGAUGAUAUCUCAAGUGGAAAUAUCCCAGUGUUACAAAAGGACAAAGAUAAUACAAAUGUCAACGCAGAUGUGCAGAAGUUGCAGCAGCAGUUGCAGGACAUUAAGGAGCAGACAAUGUGCCCAGUGUGUUUGGAUCGUCUAAAGAAUAUGAUUUUCCUCUGUGGCCAUGGAACUUGCCAACUCUGUGGAGACCGAAUGAGUGAAUGUCCAAUCUGUCGCAAGGCUAUUGAACGAAGGAUUCUUUUGUAUUGACAAGAAACUCAGUGUGUUUUGUUAGCUAAGGUAUUUGGUCAUGAGAUCUUAGUAAGCCUUUAAACUAGUUGGAGGUUCUAAUGAAUUAAUUUUGGAUAUUAUAGUUUCUUUACUAGAGUAUAAUUAAACUGUAAAUGUACCAGAACAAAAUAACUCUACAAAACAGUGUUUGAAGUCGUGUGUGUUUUAUGUUUUUAUUUUAAUUUUAAACAUCAAAUCCAUGUACUUCAUAGAUAAUUUAUUAUUGGCUGAGGGGAAAAUCUAUGAAGGAGGAAAAAUCCUUUAAAGAUCUUCUGUUAUAAAUUUGUUAGACCUCAGAAGAUACAUUUCGUUAUAAUAUGCUAUCCUUCAGUUUAUCAUAAUUUGAUACAGUGAGUUGACACAGGUACUCAGAAAAGUUAUGCAUUAAAUGAAAGGGGCAAGUCAAACUAUUCUGUCACAUGUGGGGAAUAUUAAAGAGUGAUUUUUUUUUAAGGUAACAUAAAGUUAUCCAAAUGAUUGUUUCUGAAUCCUUAGAGCAGUGGUUCUUAACCUUCUGGCCCUUUAAAUACAGUUCCUCAUGUUGUGGUGACCCCCAACCAUAAAAUUAUUUUCGUUGCUACUUCAUAACUGUAAUUUUGCUACUGUUAUGAAUCAUAAUGUAAAUAUCUGAUAUGCAGGAUGGUCUUAGGCGACCCCUGUGAAAGGGUCGUUCGACCCCCAAAGGGGUCGCGACCCACAGGUUGAGAACGGCUGCCUUAGAGUAAAUGGAAGCAUAGAAUAAGAGAAUAAUGGCUUUGCAUUUAGCUUAUUUUUCUAGAUUUAAAGGGAAAAGGAAACUUGAAUUCAGUUGCCAGUAUCAAAAUGAUGGGUAGACAUGAAAAGGAAAAAUUAUAGUGGGGAACUGUAGGGAGGAAAAUUAUUAGUCAGAGAGUAUCUAUUAACUGCUGUUAAUGAUUGCCUUUCUUAUGUUAAUUUAUACACUGUUCUGUUCAGUUAGCCUUUAAAAAAAAAUGCCUGUGAAAAGUUUACCUCAGUUUUCCUUGUGGUUACUUAUCCAGGCUUGAUCUGUCCAGUGAAACAAUAAUACCCUGAUUGGUCUCUGAAGUUCGAUUCAGCCUUUCUAAUAUACUCAACAACAGCAAUACCCUAGUGAUCUGAGAAGGAUAAUGCAUUGCCCAAAGGCAGCAGUUCUUUCUUCUCUGUAUCUGUUAAUUCUGACAGUGAUACUGAUUCUAGGCCUUGCUUCCAUUCUCUCUCAGAUAGUGAGGCUUCCUAUAAAGAAAACAGUCUCUCUUUAUACCUACAGACAAGGACAUUAUUUAAAUUGCCAACAAUACCCAAGACAUAGUAAAUAACCUAAAAAUAAAUACUUUACAAAGAGUAACUAGGACAUUUACAGAAAUAUGUCCAAUUACCCGUAAAUUUUUUAAACUUAAACUUUGACUUUAGAGCAUCGAAUAAUUUUCUCUCCUUUUAAUGAGUAAUCUUAUCUAGGAUAUGUAUACACAUAAAUAAGAGUUUUGGGGUUCAUUGCUGCUAGAUUAUUAAGAUACCAGCUGUUUACAAUAGUGUCUACUAAAUACUGUGUAUAAGCUUACUCCUAAGAAUAGUUAUCUUUUUGGUAGUUUUUUCCCCCUCUUAAUCUGAUUCUUACGUCAUUUUUUUCUGCCACAACAACUAACUUUGAAAGUAUUAAGUCUCUAGCCCUCAGAGCAUGAUGAUUCUGACUACUUAAUGGCUUCUGCCAUUGCAAGUGCUGGAGAAAACAAUGGUGAGCUUUGCUGGCUGAUUUUAUAGUCUUGGUAACUCCAUAUCUGUGUUUAGCUGAGUAACGUCAUUGAGAAUGGUAAAAUUUUUAUAAAUUUACAUUUGAAAAUUUAUUGACUCUACUCAGUUAUCUAAUAAAGGGCCCCUGAGGCUAUUUUCAAGCCAUAUUUUGAAGUUAUAAAAUGAUAAAACAUCUGACUGAUGAUGUUCACCUAAUGAGACAAACUAUGCUCUUUUAGAUUUGAAGACAGUGUAAGUCAGGAUUUUCCUUUUCUUCCAUGCCCUAGGCCGCCCAUCUCUUUUCCAGUAGAUCCACUGGUAAGAGGGAACACCUGGCUGACUCACGCAUAGUUUGGCCAACCAGAGGAUUUUAUAGUCUAGAGCUCUAUUUAAAUCCUUUUUAUUUGUCUUCUGAGCUGCAGUGCUAAAACUUAUAUUCCUAAAAGGCAAUUUCAUCUUCCAGAUUUGUUUAGUUCCAUCAUAUUAAAAAUAUAAUAACAUAAACUAUUACAAAAGGUAGUCACUAUAAUUAUAGUGCUAUGCACUUGUGAUUUUCUGUAUUUGUACCACUUUGAAAUUUACUUAACGAAUAGAAAAUGUUUCCCGAGUCACAUUUUCAACCACCUGAAAAAUUAUUUUAAAUUUACUUGGGGAUCGUGAGAGAGAAUAGGAACUUACGUGACUUUCCUCUAACUGUGAAACUGCUACCUCUUAUUAUAUAUGUCGCUUAGCAGUACUUUCCCAGUUAGGUGUGUUUCCUUCUCAUUACCAUCUCUUCAUCUUACACCUCAAAGAGCUUUUACUUUUCCUGGAAUCAUUUAAAACAAAACAAAACUAAUAUCCAUUCAUUAAAAAAUAUAUUGGGCUUCAGGGGCUAGAUAAACAACAUUGAAAAAAAUGGUCAGCACCUUAGCACAUACAGAAUUUAUCAUGCAGUCAUAUAUUUAAAGUAAUCUAUAGACAAAGAGGGAUCCAAAGGUAUUGAUAGCAUUUCCUAAUGUUUUAUAAGAGUUAUCAAGUAGUAUUUGCAUUCUCUCUACCCCCUCACUCCUACAUUUUCUCUUCUAAGAUUGUCAGCUUUGUUACCCAAAACAUACAACUUACCAGAUGGUGGUGCUAUUCCAAUUGUUUUUGUUCACAUAACUUAACAUUGUUACUGCUUAUACUAUACUAUAAACAUACUUAAUUUUGUUGGGAGCAAGAUCGUUUUUCAAGAAAAGAUCAUUUUGUGUUAGCAUAGGAAUAUAUUAGACAAGUGGUUAGUUUAGCUGGCCAAAUUAUGCUUGGUUAUUAAUUUUAAACAUUGCAAAUUGGCCAGCUAGCUACUGAGGCAUAAAAUUAAUUGAUAAUGUUGAAAAUAAUUCUUAAAUUUAUAUAUUUGAUGGCUUUAGCCUGUAAGACUAUUCUAGCAUAUUGAAAUGCAUGUUGCUUAAGAUUUAUCCAAUUCAAAUUUCAAAGCUUGCUUCAUUUUUACAUGAUAGAAAUAUACUCUCUAGUCUGUGUUGCCCAAUUGCCAUUUUUGUUAUCAAUUUUGGACCCUUUUGGACUAGGAAUUAGUUAAAUUUAUGAACUAAGAGACUUAUUGAUGGGGUAGGAUAGGGAAAACAGUAGGGUGUUGCUAAAGUAAAAAAGAAAUGUCAAGUGUUUGAAUUAGAGGGAAAAGGGGAUCAUGUAGAUUUUAUCAAAGCAGUAAGUGCAUUUAAUUGGAUAAUAGAAAGGGCCUUUCAACCAGUUUCCAGUGUAGUUUAAUUGACAAUUGUUUUGGAAAUUAUAGGCUUUGAUACAGCUUGCUUAAAAAAAAAAUCCAAAAGGAAAAGCACUUAUCUUCUCGGAAUGUCUAAAGUAUUUUAUAGUAAUAAUUUGUGUAAAAAUUGAACUUUGGGCCUUGACUGGUUUGGCUAGAGCAUCGGCCUGCGGACUGAAAGGUCCCAGGUUCGAUUCCAGUCAAGGCCAUGUACCUUGGUUGCGGGCACAUCCCCAGUAUGGGGUGUGCAGGAGGCAGCUGAUCGAUGUUGCUCUCUCAUCGAUGUUUCUAACUAUCCCUCUCCCUUCCUCUCUGUAAAAAAUCAAUAAAAUAUAUUUAAAAGAAAAAAGAUCUCUUACACUCCUCUUUGGAAAAAAAAAUUGAACUUUGGAAUAGAAGUUUUUGCAUUUCUUUUAUGGUAAAACAUAACAUGAAAUUUACCAUCUUAAUCAUUUUCUAGUGUACAGUUCAUUAGUGUUAAGUAAAUUCAGAUUGUUGUGAAACAAUCACAUCUUGAAAAAGUGACACUCUAUACCCAUUAAACCACAAACUCCUUCUCCUCCCCCAACUGGAGUAGAAUUUUGAUUAAAUAUAAAAAUAAAUGCCUGAAUUAUCUUAAUUGUUAGUGUUUGCAAGAUCUAAAGUCGUGGUAAACAUCAAGUUUCUAAAAUUUGGGGGAUGACAGAACUUCUUCCCCCACCCCUACAAUUAUCAUCAGUCAUAAUUGAGUAGGUUUUAAAAGUCUGUUAAUUGGAAGGGUUUGUGAGUUCAUUUUGAACCAGAGGAAAGAAACACAUUUUAAACAUUAGAAUUAGUUAAGCUUUGAACUUGUACUAAAUUGGGAAGGUAAAAGAUUUUCACAAUUAUGUGUGCCUUGUUGAAAAAUGUAAGUUGUCUUUAAGUCUACAUGUAACUGUUUCAAAUAUAUUUUUUUCUCUCAAAAAAGCAAUUUUAUUUGCUUGACUAUUAUGAUAGGAAUGCUUACUGAUAUUACUUGGUAGUCAUAUAUAGCCUUGGAACUUUAACAUAUAAAACUAUAUAUAUAAAACUAUAUAGUUUUAAUAUAUAAAACUAUAAUAGUAUUAGUAAUAACAGUUGUACUUCUUUAAAACAUUAAAUUUGAGGAAAAACUAUUCAGUGCUGUCUCAUGUGUACAUUGCUUUGCUACAGUGAGGGGGACUCCUUUAGAUUGAGCCUCAGUUUACUGAAAAAUGGUUAACAGUGGGUGAAAUGAGUAUUAAAAUAUGAACUAGACAGUGGAGGUGCUGAGUUAAAAUUGUAAGUUGCUACAUUAGCAUUUUCUACCUCCUUUUCUAUCAGAUUAUUUUUUCCAGCAUUUAUUCAUAUUUGUGAUUAAGGAGGAGAUGGAAACCCGAGGUUAAAAUUGAAAUUUUUAGUUGAGGAUUUAAGCAACAGGUACAGGAAAGGUGACUUGCCACGUCAAUUUGGUACCUAAAUCCAUAACUGCAAGUUGAAUUGACAUGUAUAAAAUGUGUAAGAAAGAUAAUACUGCCAAUAGCUUACUUUUCCUUAUAGUCUAUUUGAUUUUGUUUCAUAAACAUGACUUCUUUCCUCCAAAAAGCAAAACUGGUCUUGUAAUUUUCUAUAAAGUAAAUAAAGGUGCCAUUUUGGCUGAAAUCUAUAAUUUCAGGAAGCUAUUGAAAGUUCUGACUCAGGGCUUUUUAACAGUUGAAGCAAUUGGUAAUUAUAUUUUGGAAAAUUCAUCUACACAAUUCUUCAGUGCCUUGAAAGAAUUAUUAACUUGGCAACACUACUAAAACUUUAUAGAAGGCAUAGUGUGUGUGUAUUAUCCUACACAUGUUUAUAAGUUGUAUUGCUUAAGCUUGUGUAAUAGCAAUACUGUAUGUGUGCUAGGUUUGGGUAAUUCUUUAAAGGAAGUCUUCUAGAUUUGCACUUGAUAGGUUUUUUCUUGUUUUAUUUUCUUUUUUUUAAAACUGAUUGUUUAUGGCCACAACACUGUUACUAAAAGAGUAAUUCUAUGUUAGGUCAUUAUGUAAAGCCAUGUAUAAUAGCCUCUGGGAAGAGGAGAUAGGGCUCAGUUUUCCAUUGUAAUAUGAAAUGAGGAUCUGUUUGGUAAACACAGAUGGUCUUCCUCUCAAAUGAAAAAGAGACCUUUUGUUCAAGUGAUUCAGUUUGAAGAAAUUUUUGGGGGUAGGAGUGGAAAUCAGGAAUUACUUGUCAUUAUGCUAGUCUUACUGCCAGUCUUGCUUAGAUUGAAUCCACAAAAUUACUUUUUAAGUUCAGUAUGCUUGUAUCAUCCUAAAUACUGUAUAUUCAGUGAUAGAAAGCAAUUGAAUUGACUCAGCAGAGUUUUGCUUUGUAUUUUUUCCAGUGGUUUUUAGCUUUCACUUGAUUAAAUUUAAAGUCUUAUUUGUGAAUAUAGUUUUUGUAUGGCAAAUGAUUCUUUGCUUAUUAGCUUUUUUUUUUUUAAAGGUGCUUAGCAAGAGCUAAGCUUUUAAAAAUAAAUGCAAACAUUUACCAUUAAUAAAACCUGUGAUGUAAUAUCAUUAUGGAAUGCUUUCCUCUGAUCUUUUGAACCUAUUCUUUAUAGACAUAUACAUGAAUUUUGAUAAGGCAUUUGAAAACAAAUCUCAGUAUAUCAACUCUUUUAUUAUAAGGAAAUAAAUUUCUAUGUCUUUCAGAAACAAGGACACACAUCUCCAACUCAGUAAGAUAUAGUGUCCACAUCUAGAAGGCUCUCAUUACAGUUGUUUACAUAUAAGGUACCUCUAUCCAAAGGGCCAAAGAAGCUUUUCGUAUUUUAACACCUCGAACUCUUUCAGGAUGAAGAUAUAUUGUGAAAGUAGUUUGAAUAGGAUCAUUUAAUAAAAAAUAAAUCAGUUAGGAAGACUCAACUUUUUGUAUAAAAAGUUUGUUCCUCUUCACAAUUCAGAUAUAGAUUUCAUUUUCAAGAGUAGCCAAGUAAAUUUUGUGACUAAAUUAGUAAUUGAAUUGUUUGAGGGUUAUUUUAUUUCUCACGUUAAUAGAAGAACUUACUUGUGAAGUUAUUGAGAGGUUGUCUAGUUUGAGUUCAAAAGAUUGAGCAUGUGUCUCUCAGACGUUUAAGAGGAAAGCCGUCUGAAACAAUCUUAAAUUGUUUAUUUGAAAAAACAUGUAUUUCAACUUCAAAUUGUGAAUUUAUUUUUGGAUAACCUCUAACUGUAUUUUUGUUUUUCUGUUGCUGUAUAAUUAGAUAUUUUGUGGUAAUAUUUUAUUAAAUGAAACUGUAUAAGUUUAAAAAUAAAGCCAUUGUAGAAAACCCGA
Molecule: messenger RNA, 10082 nt
Organism: Myotis daubentonii (Daubenton's bat)
Lineage: Eukaryota; Metazoa; Chordata; Mammalia; Chiroptera; Vespertilionidae
Gene: MIB1
Product: MIB E3 ubiquitin protein ligase 1
Biological process (GO): endocytosis; Notch signaling pathway; protein ubiquitination
Cellular component (GO): cytoplasm
Molecular function (GO): zinc ion binding; protein binding; ubiquitin-protein transferase activity
Source: RefSeq, a predicted model, not a curated record